CUGUGUUUUGACCGGAGGCUGCUCACUCUAGAGCGCGUGGGUGAUAUUAGAGGAGAGCAGAGCGUGCAUUACCGGGCAUGCGAAGCGAGAAUGCCAGACAGGUCUGGAGGCUCCACACUGUAUCCCCCAAAAUCCCUAUAAUUACCGACAAAAACCGGUUCCUUUGAUAUCGAUCAUCCUAAAUCUGUACAAGACAAUUGGAUUUCUUGUCUUCUCUGAUUUGUGUCUCUAAGGAGGAGAGAUGAGAGUUCACUUCCCUACCAGUUGGAUAUUUCAAGGCUGGGUCACCCAUCUGGUUCUCAAUCUGUGCGCACAGAGAGCCCUCUCCAGACCCACCUGUACCCAGCAGCAGUACCUCAAAGACAAGAGAUGCUGCAGGAGGUGUGAACCAGGGUCCUAUGUGUUUGCAGAGUGUUCUGGGUACUCUGACACCAAGUGUCGUCAGUGUGGUCGUGAUGAGUACCAGCCUGACUGGACCAACGAGACCAAGUGUCUGCCACAGAAGUUCUGUGACACAGGUAAAGGUUUUAACCGUGAGAGGCCCAGUAACCCCCAGGCUGCGGUACCCUGUCAAUGUCAACCUGGUCUAGAGUGUUCUCCUAUCAACUGUGAGUUCUGUGAGAAGAUUCCUACCUGUGGACCAGGAUAUGGACUGGAGACUGACACUGAGGCGGGCAGGAGAUCUUGUGUUGCGUGCAAGAGAGGAUAUUUUUCUCCCAACACCUCUAUAGAACCAUGCAGACAGUGGACCAAUUGUAAAGGCCUGGGGAAGAGUGACAAAAAGACUGGGAGCGACCAGACUGAUGCUGUCUGUGGACCCCAUCUCUCUGGUUCCUCUACCUCCUCCUGGGUCCUAGUGUGUAUUCUGUCAGUCAUCACUGUCCUCUGUCUCCUCAUCCUCCUGCUCUUCUGCUACAAGGACAAACUCAAACUACUCUCAGUGAAUUUGCGAUUAUGUGUCCAGAAUCUGAAAAGGACCAGGAUACAGCAGGAGACUCUGGCCCCUCUCUACCACAGUGGGGGUGAAGGAGGUGGGGUAGGGGGGCAGAACUGCACCCUGUGUGAGAAAACCUGUUUGAUUGUCCUUGCUGACACCCCCUCAGAAACUCUACACACCUGUCCUACAGCCAUACCUGGUGACCGGGUCAAACUACCACCCAUUAAAGAGAUGAAGGAGGAGAGGAGGAGGGAGGAGGAGGAUGAGGGGAUGGGAAGUGAGGGGUCAGGGGAGGCGGAGGAGGUUUCUGAGGAGGCUGUGUGCGAGGAGGGUGUGUGUGUGUCUCCACUGUGGGCUGGCUCCUGUGUGUGUGUGUUGUCUGUGAGGGAACCUUUAGAGGUAGGAGAGAAUGAAGACUGUAGUCAGGCCGUCAACCCUGGAACCCUCGGGACCUGCUCCUGUGGAGGAGAGGGGGAGAGCAGGGAUGGAAAGAAGGAUGAAAGGAAAGAUGGAGGGAGGGAGAGGGCCAAGAUGGUUGAGGGCUUGCAAGGGAAGAGCUCUGAGAGGAGCUGUAAUACCUCCCCCUACUCCCUCUCUCCCACCUCCUCCCCCCUUUCCCCCGUCAUGCCGUCAUGUGACCUCUACCUGCCACUGACCCCAGCCAGGUCAGAGGUCAUAGCUCAGCUGAUUGACAGCUCACAGAGGAAAGUGGAUGGGCUAUACAGCAUAAGCUCCACCCCCACCACAGACACCACACCCACUUCAACCUCCACAACCUCUCCUGACCCCUCUGUAACCGUGGGAGACCAGCAGUCCAAGCUGAGCUCUGAGGCCUCCAGCAGUGAGCCAGACCAGGGACUUUCCUGGAGGGACAGUGGAGGAAACAAGCUCUUAUCUGGUGGCUCCGAGCUGGAGUGUGCCCCUGAUUGUAUCCAGAGCCAACUUGCGGAACCAGCACUCACCUCAGGUCAGGUGACGGGGAACAAUAACACCACCUUCAUCUCCAGCGGUCAGGUUAUGAACUUCAGCGCUGAUGUCAUCGUCGUCUACGUCAGCCAGACGUCGCUAGGCAACGAGGAGGAAGGGCCAGAUGAUGCAUUCGGAAUCCCCGUCCAGGAACAGGCCAAUGAGAGAGCUCCGUUGUUCCAGAGUUCUGCCUCCUCCAAAUGUGUCGGUCAUUCACCGCCACCGUCUCCAGGGAACUCCAUUACCCAUAACCCCCCACAGCAGGAUGACAACCUGCCAGUUCAGGAAGUAACUGAUGAGUUGCCCAGUGACUGAUGAAGUGAGACAAGAAAAUGGUGGAUAGUGUACCAUAAAGAGAGGAGUGAAGCCACAGACUUGUUGACACUCCAAAACCUAUUGCUACGACCUACUCGAAACAAUAGUCCAUCGUCUUCUUGGGUAGGUGCUAGGAAUUGGAACUGGGCCAUAGACUUAGAACUGGAACCUGGAGGACUGUGUUCCUCAUCUGGACCUCAUGGCUGUCUCAAUAGUCUCAUGAAGCCUCCUUUACUUCAUUGUCUCAUUUCUUUCAUUCUUACUGAUCUAAAAGAGCUGGACAACUGAAAUCAAGUCCAUGAGUUUGACUCCCUUCUUGUUGUUAUCCUUGGUGUUGAUUUGUUCUCAGAGCACCACGAGUGCGGUUUGUUGUUAAGAAAAAUGCUAUGCAUUUGUUGAGCUAUAUACUAUACAUGUAAAUGUGUUGUUUAUUUUCUAAAAUAUUUUUGAUGUUGGACUAAUGAAGAAAUCUUUGGAACGAAAGCCUUAUUGUCGUACUACAAAAACCAUGGAAGUGGAUCAGUGAUCCACACUCGUGUGAUGAGUAACCUUGUCUGAAAAGACUUGUGUUAGCUUUAGCUCAGAGGGCUAGCACACUCUUGUGGACAGCAGGAGACCCGGGAUUCAUCCACCUUAAUCAAUUGUGUUGACCCAAAGAGAAUAAAGACUGCACUAUGCAGAAAUCACUCCGCCAUUUCCUGGUUACUAAAA
This is a messenger RNA of Salvelinus sp. IW2-2015, 2929 nucleotides long. It is a transcript of the gene tnfrsf11a, whose product is annotated as tumor necrosis factor receptor superfamily, member 11a, NFKB activator. Gene Ontology annotation, cellular component: external side of plasma membrane. Lineage: Eukaryota; Metazoa; Chordata; Actinopteri; Salmoniformes; Salmonidae. The record is from RefSeq and is a predicted model, not a curated record. Gene Ontology annotation, biological process: positive regulation of bone resorption; response to interleukin-1; multinuclear osteoclast differentiation. Gene Ontology annotation, molecular function: cytokine binding; tumor necrosis factor receptor activity.